Fusarium keratoplasticum is the source of this 684-nucleotide messenger RNA. RefSeq lists its product as uncharacterized. The record is from RefSeq and is a predicted model, not a curated record. Gene Ontology annotation, molecular function: acyltransferase activity, transferring groups other than amino-acyl groups. The coding region runs from base 1 to 684 and encodes 227 amino acids. NCBI's taxonomy places the organism in Eukaryota, Fungi, Ascomycota, Sordariomycetes, Hypocreales, Nectriaceae. The transcript has a single exon.
AUGAACACCAGAGCCGUCGCCUUGCCCAAGUCGUUGCCCGACCCAGAACAAUGGGGGCAACUCAUCGCUCGCUACAAGGAGUUUCGUCUCCUUUCUCUUCAACUCUCACCUGAAAGCUUCGGCUCAAGCUAUGCCCGUGAAGUCGCCUUUUCAGAGGAGAUUUGGGCGUCCCGGUUGAACAACCCCGUGGCCCUCAACACCAUCAUUGUCUCGGAGCCCGACGACGGAGCUGAGACUACAGAUUACAUCUCACUCAUCCUCAACUCGCCAUGGCUCGCAGCUCUCACCUUGGUCGGACCCCUCGAAGCCAAGACCGCCGCAAAAUCCUACGAGGACAAGAUGCAUCUCCAACCGGACACCGUCAAUUUCGGUCCUCCCGCUCCUGGUGUCGAUUCUACCUACGUUCUAAACGCCAUGUACGUCCUCCCGUCAGAGAGACGGAAAGGCCACUCGUACAAAAUCAUCGAAUUUGCCAAACAGCUCGCGUUGAAGGAAAACAACGGGGCCAAAGUGACGCUGGCCCUUAUCCUGGAUAAUGGCAACAUGCCUGCCAUGAAAUCGUAUGAAAAGUCGGGUUUUGAGGUUGUGCAUAGGUAUUGGUUUGAUGAUACUAGAGGAGGCGAAGUGAAAAAGACGCGGGCGGCGGUUAUGAGGGCGGACGUUGGAGGAGACGAUUCGGCUUAG